This is a messenger RNA of Syngnathus acus (greater pipefish), 4190 nucleotides long. It is a transcript of the gene abhd8a, whose product is annotated as abhydrolase domain containing 8a. Gene Ontology annotation, molecular function: catalytic activity. The record is from RefSeq and is a predicted model, not a curated record. The coding region runs from base 306 to 1706 and encodes 466 amino acids. The transcript has 5 exons. Lineage: Eukaryota; Metazoa; Chordata; Actinopteri; Syngnathiformes; Syngnathidae.
AGAGGCAACGGGGCUGGGUGGUACUUCUGCCUUGGUGCGCAAUGACUGAUGCUGAGAGAAGGGAGAGGGAAAAAAACAUUGCAUUUCUUUCCAGAUGUGCAUUUUAUCACAAUCCAAACUGGGCAUUUUUAUGCAUGCACGCUCUGUCGUCCUAAAACAUGUGAUAGUCUUCAUACAAUGCUGAUGCAAGGGUUUUUGCUUUUUUGCAGCAUCAAAUGCAUGGUUUUGUCGGCCCUCGGCGGUCAUCUGGUUGACUUCCAAGCACGUUCAUCAAUCUGAGCAGAAGUUUGUUGCAGGAAGUCACCAUGCUGACCACCAUCACAGAAGGAAUACUUUGCUGCCUAACUGGGAAGGCCGCCCGUCUAGUUUUACCAUUAGAGUCGACGGAGCCCUCCGAUGGUUUCGAGUUCGUGGAGGUGAAACCCGGACGAGUCCUGCGAGUGCGUCACAUCGUCCCCGAGCGUCAGCCAGUCGUCAGCAACGAUUCCGCCGUGGCCCGGGAGCAGAAAGACGCUGUUCAUGACGAGCCUAAAAAUGACACUAACAGCGGUGUCCACUGCAAGAGGAAGAUCACAGUGUAUCGCAACGGCCAGCUGGUGAUUGAGAAUCUUGGCGACGUUUUGCACUCUGAGAUCCUUCAGUGCCAGGAUGGUGAUCUGGAGCCGUGUAGUACUGUGGAAGUGGAGCUGGCUGACUAUAAAGACUUGGCCUCGUCUCCGGACCCCAACCCUGUCCCUCCUCCUGUUCCUCCACCUCCCGGUGAGCAAAAGCCCGCCCCACCUCCCCGCCGCCGACGCAGGAAGCCUAAGCGCACCGUGCUGAUCGACUCCAAGAGAGUGAUCUCCAGUUGCAAGGGGACGCACUCGGACGUAGCGUUGUUCUUUGUGCACGGUGUCGGAGGCUCGUUAGACAUUUGGAGCAGCCAAUUGGACUUUUUCUCUCGGCUGGGUUAUGAGAUCAUUGCGCCGGACUUGGCGGGGCACGGGGCCAGCACGGCCCCACAGAUUGCAGCAGCGUACACUUUUUACGCUCUGGCGGAGGAUCUACGCGCUAUCUUCAAGAGAUACGCUCGUAAACGCAACAUUCUCAUUGGCCACUCUUAUGGAGUGUCGUUCUGCACAUUCCUGGCCCACGAAUAUCCUGACCUGGUCCACAAGGUGGUUAUGAUCAAUGGAGGCGGUCCCACAGCCUUGGAGCCCAGCCUCUGUUCCAUCUUCCAACUUCCUUCGUGUGUCCUCCACUGUCUGUCCCCUUGCUUGGCUUGGAGUUUCCUCAAAGCUGGAUUUGCCCAUCAGGGUGCCAAAGAAAAGCAGCUUUUGAAGCAGGGCAACGCCUUCAAUGUGUCUCCAUUUGUACUGCGUGCCAUGAUGAGCGGCCAAUACUGGCCCGAGGGCGAUGAGGUUUACCAUGCUGAGCUCACAGUGCCCAUCCUUCUGGUUCAUGGCAUGUGUGACAAGUUUGUGCCCAUGGAUGAAGACCAACGAAUGGCAGAGAUCCUCCUAUUUGCCUUUCUGAAAGUCAUCGAGGAAGGAAGUCACAUGGUGAUGAUGGAGUGUCCCGACACGGUCAACACACUCCUUCACGAGUUCUUUCUAUGGGAGCCCGACGUGUCCAAAAAAGACUGCGGCAAGACAGACAUGGAGAAGUGUGUCGCAUUCAGUGACACUCUCCGCAUGCCGAGAAUCAGCAAGUCCAAUGACAAAUAACCAAUAAGGAUUCCGGCGGGUUCUUGUCGAGGAAUUAUUAAGUAGAUGGCCUUUUUGUGGCUGUUGUCAAAAUGUUCUUCAGGCUGCUUCCGGGCUGAGAGCUGUUACAUACAAGGCCAUGUCUCGAGGAAGAGGGCGGCCGCUGGUGCUCGAAGAUAAAGCUGGAAUACUGGCACGUUGCCAAGCAGAGAACAAAGAUGAGAGAAACUGAUGCAAAUAUAAAGUCAUUGUGCAUUUUUUUUACUCAUACCUAUUUUUGUGCACACGACUGGAGGUCAAAAGCACUGUUACAAGUCACGACGAAUGUGUCGUGUUUCUCGGAAACAACUGCGACGUGCAAAAGUCAUGAAAUGUGCGGAUUUCCUUGCCUGCGUCUUUUAUAUUGCGUCAAAUGCUGCAAGAUUAUACGCUAAAAAUUGACUCAAGCUUUCAUGUCUGUUUGUCCAGUGGAAAUUCCUGGGCGGACAUUUACGGGACAUGUUACAAAUUAUGCAACGUUAACUUAUAGUACAGAACUACCAAGACGUACAUAUAUUGCAACUCAGAUAUUAUAGAUUGGAAAAUAUUUUGAGCUGUUGCUGCUUAAAUUACAUAUUGUCGCUGUCGUGUGGAAACCUAUGGCUACAUUUGCUCAAUUCCUCAUUUUUAUCAUAAAUUGAUACUAUUGCAAAGGCCCUAUAUGGGUCUAUUAUUCUUACAAGUUAAAAAAUAGUAUGCUCUCUUCAACGAUACAAUUUCUAAUAACUCAAAGAAAUAUGCAGUGUUAUUCCAAAAGAAACAACGGUUUUACGAUGAUUCCGCCCGACAACGACAACCCAAAGGGUAUGUUUGUAUGUUAUUUACCACACGGUUGCAUGGAUAUUUAAAAGGGAUCUACAAAACAUGCUGUAGAUAUAUAUAUAAAAUGAACACAUUAAUUCCUUCAGUAAAUAAAAUUUUUGAGGCGCUGCAUUUGUGCAGAGCUGGGAUUUUUGUCUUACCCAAUGCUUUUUGCUUCAAUCAAAUUGUGUUACAGUGUAUCUGUAAAUAUACAGUGAUGCCUUGGGAGACUUUUUUUUUUGCUCCAGACAAAAGCCUUUGUUGGGAUGGUUGAAUUCAACUCACUUAUUUGGCAGACAGUAAACAAGUCUUCAAAAAAGAGGCUUGUUGUUUGCCACUUGUAGUUGAAGUUUAUCGUCAAAUCUAAAAGAAAACAAAGAAAAUUUUGUAUAUAGAUUUUUGUGUAUUUAACAGUCACAUGAAUCUGCUAGCUUACACAUAAUGGGAAAUGCCAUAAAUGUGGUAACGAAAAGCAUCGAUGUGGCUAACGCUUCAAAUAAUGCAUAUUUCAGCUCAAAUGACGCUCAAACAAGCAAUAUAACAACAUUAUAUUAUUUAUCUUCAGCAAAAAUAUAAAUGGCACUUAAGAGAGUCAAAGGAGUGUCCUCGUGAUUGUAGUAUACUGCCCCUGGUGGCCAAAUCACAUCCACCAGAAGGAGCUGCAAUAAUUUAGGGAAGAGGCACAAACUAAUUCUUUACAAUCGGUUAAAUUAUGUAUGAUUUUAGAAAGUGAAAUGGGAGACGUAGCUAUUUUCCUUAUUAAGAAACACAUUACAUGAUUUGGAAUACGAGCAUAGUCACAAAACAAAAGGAACUCGUCUGUCAAGGCACCACUGUACAUUACAAUUUAUUCUGAAAUGCCACAAACAGCCGUCGUCCAACGUAAUAAUUUGUUAUCGUAAUAACCGCUUCAAAAUCUUGUGUGUGGGUGUUUUUUGGGUUGGGUUUUUUUCGCGGACUAUUGCAAACUCUCCAGUCCGCCCACUUGGUGGCAAGAAGAAAGAAUGAUCUCAGUCUUUUUUGCUCACUCAAAGACAUUCAUUCAUGAGUGUUGACUUGUCUCAUAGUGGGACAGUACAGAAAACCUUUAUGAUUGAUCUCUGUCGGCAGUGGGCUAUCAUGGAAGGUGCUUUUGAAACUGGUUGUACAGUGCUUCAAAUCAAACGAGUUAACCAAAACAAAUCUUGCUUCUCGCACAAUGCUGGUCUGUUAUACAGUACAGUAUAUGCAUUUGGACAGAGAGAGGACGCUACAAGAACAGUUUUAUGCAACUAAAUCAAAGUGGAAAUGAGAGCAACUCAAAUUGUUGCCUCUACAUAUUAUUUAAUAUUUAUGGAUUUACCCCAAAAUCAACAAUGCUACCAAUGUAAUGUUAUGUGCUAUGUGUCUAUUUUGAUGUGAAAGGUCAGUUAAAGUGUAUGGACUUACAGGGUGCACAUGUACUUCCUUCUCUGCUACAAGUGUGCAUACUUAUUGUUAGUGAUUCAGUGCUAUAUCUUCUUGUGAUUAACAAAAAUGUAUUAAUGUGAUUAUUGAAUUUAUUCAUGGGAAUCAUAAGAUAUGCACUGCUUGAAUGUGGAUGCAUAUAGCAACAAUCCACACCUUUGGAGUCACACUGUAUGAAUGUGCCUUUUCUGGCAUGAAAUAAAACUGAUCUUCACAGUC